Messenger RNA from Drosophila subpulchrella, 745 nucleotides. RefSeq lists its product as uncharacterized. The transcript has a single exon. The record is from RefSeq and is a predicted model, not a curated record. Gene Ontology annotation, cellular component: mitochondrion. NCBI's taxonomy places the organism in Eukaryota, Metazoa, Arthropoda, Insecta, Diptera, Drosophilidae. The coding region runs from base 99 to 464 and encodes 121 amino acids.
UCAAACUGUCAGAAACUAAAAACAUCUCUUACCCGGUUAUAAUUCAACUAAAUUGUUCCUACUCUGUAUAACUAUCACCAAAAGUUAAUAUUCCCAAAAUGAUUUGUGGCUUAAAAGCCACGCUUUUAUCCCGUUCUUUAUGGCGUCUGAGGAUCACUCGGAAUUGCUCAAAGAAUAGCAAAGCGGAAAAUGCUCUCAAGCGAUUGGGCACCAGCCCCCGAAAUGUUCGGGAUCAUCCCCAGGGAUGCACACCCCAGCAUUUGAAUACAACGGCCUUUGAUUCCCCGGAUUUCAUACCCCCAUCCACCUAUCGAAUUGUUAAGGAAGAGGAGAAGCUUGGUCCUAAUGCAGGAAAGGAGGAAACCUACAAGAAUCCGGAGUACUACAGCUAUUAUCGAUACUCGUACUACGACCUCAAAACAAUAGUCGAUACCAUUAAAAAGAGACAAUCAUCUAAAAAGUAAUAAAUAGCACCAAAUUGGAAAUACAUCGAAGAAAAUUCACCUUACAAGCUAUAAUGAAAAUCAAAUUGGAGUAUGUUUAAAGGCAGCUAAGUAACUACAUUUAAAAACCUUCUACGUACAGUUAGUUUUGCUUAUUGAUAAAGCAUAUAAAUCACGGGAAAUGGUCAAACGGAUGUAGAAGCAAGAACAGCGAAUUCAUUAUGGUCAAAAAGGUAUACAAAACUGUAUACUGUGAGUUAUUGAUAUUCAUGAUGUUAAUUUAAAUAAAGAUUUUGCGUUAU